Leptinotarsa decemlineata (Colorado potato beetle) is the source of this 1315-nucleotide messenger RNA. RefSeq names its product eukaryotic translation initiation factor 3 subunit j (gene eIF3j). Gene Ontology annotation, molecular function: translation initiation factor activity. Lineage: Eukaryota; Metazoa; Arthropoda; Insecta; Coleoptera; Chrysomelidae. Gene Ontology annotation, cellular component: eukaryotic translation initiation factor 3 complex; cytoplasm. The record is from RefSeq and is a predicted model, not a curated record.
ACACUCAAUUGACUCAAUCAGUCUUUGUCAAACUUAUGUCAAACUGAAAUGGAUGUUAGAAAGUCGGUCUCAAAUUUGUGUAGUUAUGAUUUCCGAAAUAUUUGCAAUUUAUCUUGUUUGAAUAAGAAGAACAUAAAAUUGAAAAACCGCGUUUGAUAACGACUGCUUCUCGUCGUUCGAUCUCUUCCAGUGUAAUAGGUGGAUCGUAUUCUAGUGUCAUCUGUUGGCAGUAUCAUCGUUAGCACACGUGAAGUAAUAUAAUUGAGAACACAGGUCACAACAACCAACAACUAGAGUUGUGAUCUGUGAUUGAGGUCGUGGUAGGUCCUUAUUAGAAGUUCAACAAUAUGGAAUCGUGGGACGACGAAAAUUUCGAGCCUUCAACUCCUAGCCUGUCCCAGGUGGUGGCUAAUAAAUGGGAUGGCGAGGAUGAAGAAGACGAGGUUAAGGUAAGGGAAAGUUGGGAGGAUGAAGAGGAGGAGGAGAAGGAAGAAAAACCCACAACAGAGGUCCAACCAAAACCUAAAAAGAAGCCGUUGGCUGAGAGAAUCGCUGAAAAGGAGAGAUUGAAAAGAGAGGAAAUGGCGAAACGCCUUCAAGAAGAGGAAGAUGAAAUGUCACCAGAAGAAAAACUGCGUCGUCAAAAGGAGGCAGACUUGAAUCUGGCAUUAGCAACAACUUUUGCCGAAGGAAAUGUGAAAAAUUCUAAAAUAGGUGAUCUUGAUUUGCCAAAUUCAAAAGAAGAAUUCGAUACUUUCACAGAAACCCUCUCCAAGAAGCUUACAUCUCUGUCCAGCAGCAUAGAAUAUCCCAAUUUUGUUGAGAACUUAUCUAGGAACCUUUGUGCCACAAUGACAUCGCUUGAUAUUAGAAAAAUAAAAAAUUCGUUAGACAACUUAUAUUUAGAAAAACAGAAAGUCGAAAAAGGUGAUAAGGCAAAAAAGAGUAAGGGAAAAGGAAAGGCUAAGCUCAGAAUGGAGGGGGAUAAUCAAUUAUCGCAGCUGUCCGCUUACACAAACGAUUAUGACGAAUUUGACGACUUUAUGUAGCAGAAAAUUUCACGAGGAACGAAUAGGUUUUUAAUAAUUAUAUUAAGUUAUUCAAGGAACAAUUGUUACACAUAUUCUAAAUUAAGUCGUGUGUGUAUUUUAUUGAAUAUGCAAUAUAUAUUUUUCAAUUUUGUUUAUGUAUAGUUUUUCUUUAUGAGUUGAGGUACUCCUUCUGUUUUCGACUUUUUGCAAUGCCUGUAUAUUAUAAGACUUGAAAUAUUUUACACCCAAUAUGCUACCAAUGUUGAAUAAAAACCUAACAGUUA